This is a messenger RNA of Prunus avium (sweet cherry), 1684 nucleotides long. NCBI's taxonomy places the organism in Eukaryota, Viridiplantae, Streptophyta, Magnoliopsida, Rosales, Rosaceae. The record is from RefSeq and is a predicted model, not a curated record.
AUGCUGUAACACACUGAGGGGUCAAAAGUCCUCAGCAGCGUUUUCUUUUGGUUCCCGCCUCUUUCUUUCUUCUUCGUUGUUCCUCUCAGUCACUCUUUCUCUCUCGCCUCUGCCUCUCUCACUCUCUCAGACUCUCUCCAGAUUUCACACGAAUCACGAUCUCUCAAUCACUCUCUCUCUCUCUCUCUCUCACCCGCUCUCUCUAAGUCACUCAGUCUCUCUCUCAACCGCUCUCGCUCGCCUCUGCCUCUCUCAGUCUCUGGUCUCUGCCUCUGUCCGUUCUUCCUCUCAGUCACUCUCUCAGCCACUAUCGCUCUCUCUCACCCGCUCUCUCUUAGUCAUCAAAGGUCUCCCUCUCUCGAUUUUUGUUGGUUUGAGAAUUGAUUUGAAGGCAAAGUUUUUCCAGAUUGGCUUGCUGGCUGUGUUUAUUUCUGGGAAUCAAAAAUUCUGGCUGGAAUUGAUUUUGAAGGCUAAGGAAAGGAUUGGCUUGCUGGCUGUGUUUAUUUCUGAGAGCAGGACAUCGAACAGAGAGAGCAAGUGCACCUCUGUCCACGGCGCAGAAGAGAGAGAGAGAGAGUUGCUAUUGUUGGAAACUAAGGCUGAUAAUUUUUUUCAAUUAUGCUUGAAUUUGUUGAUAUUUAACAUUGCAUUCUUUGCCCAAAAUCUGCGACUUUAAUCUGUGCAUACUUGAUUUUGGAAUAUAAUUUAGAAGACAACCCAAAUGUUCUACCUCAGCCGAAUUGAGCACACUCUGCGGCUGCCUCCUCAUCUUCUUAGCCUUCGUCUAGAAGAUGCAGAGGGAGAGCUUGAGAAGCUUUUCUUAGAUAAGGUUAUCGCGAACUUGGGACUUUGCAUUUCUGUGCAUAGUAUCCAAUCCAUUAAAGAUGGCUUUAUCUUACCUAAUGAUGGUCAUCCAACUUUUAGGGUGGAGUUCACACUGAUUAUGUUUCGUCCAUUUGUGGGAGAGAUAAUUGUUGCAAAACUUAAAGAAUCUACUGCAAAUGGUUUACGUCUGUCCCUUGAAUUUUUCGAUGAUAUUUAUGUACCUGUUCAUCUUUUGCCUGUUCCAUCCCAUUCCGUGACUGACCCAGGAAAGAGGGAUAGAGUCAUGCGUAUAUGGAAGUUUCCUGAUUCAGAUGAAGAACUUGUUAUUGAUGGGAUAGACGAGAUAAAAUUCCAAGUUCACAGUGUGAACUUUCCUCCAAUUCCAAUUGCGCAGCCAGAAGACUCAAAACCAUUUGCCCCUAUGGUGGUUACAGGAUCAAUUGAUUUUGACGGUUUGGGCCUUGUUUCGUGGUGGGUGGAUGCAGAAGAUAAGGAUGAAGAACCUGAAGAUCCUUAAGCUGACAGACCUUCAGCAAAGGGGAGCUGCUUCUAUCAUGUUUCUCAUGAAUGUGUUUGAAGGCAUGGAUACAUAAACUAUUGUAGUUCAAAUUAGCUUGGUGGGAAGGUGGACAAACUUUAGUGGUGUAGGGGGGUUAAGACUAUUUGUAUGAAUUCCAUUGUGAAUCAGCUUAGCUUGAGCUUUGAGGGUUAGUGGUUUUGACCUGCUGCCCCAUUUGCAAUAUCUUGGGGAAACUGCUACUUGCACAUAUCUAAAUGUAAUUCUAGCUUCAAAGUGUUUUCUUCGAGUGUAGAAUUAUGAAAGCACUUGAUAGAAGAAAUGGACUUGUUUUUUUAUUUA